This is a messenger RNA of Ostrinia nubilalis (European corn borer), 2045 nucleotides long. RefSeq lists its product as uncharacterized. The transcript has 3 exons. NCBI's taxonomy places the organism in Eukaryota, Metazoa, Arthropoda, Insecta, Lepidoptera, Crambidae. The coding region runs from base 118 to 1326 and encodes 402 amino acids. The record is from RefSeq and is a predicted model, not a curated record.
GGUUUUUAUUUCCAUUUUUAGUUUAUUCGCAAAUUACUUUGUGUAACUGUUUAUAAUGAGCAGCUAAUUAUUAACUAUGGAUGUAUAUAAGUGCUAUGCUUGUAUAAUAAUCUGAUUAUGUCCGCUCGACACUUUUAUUCGGCCCGGGAGAAGAAUGUUAAUAAAUUGAUCGACUGUUUGCCUGAUAUAAACCAGCAGAAGUUUGGGUACAAUUUACGGACAGAGCUGCCGGCCCUGUCUGCCAACACGAGCAGUGUGGUGAACAGGAAUCUCAACUAUUCCUUUGAUAUACAAUCCUUUGGAGGAGACAGCGUCGAAAGGACCGGGACGCCUUUUUCUGAUUUCUUUUCCGAAAGCGACACAGCGACUCCAGACUUCCGUAGUGAAGAAAGCGACAGUAGCUCUGGGUCAGCGUUGCGCAGGAAUACUGCAGAGGCCUCCAAGACACUAGCCGAUGAGUGGGGCCGGAUUGAGAGGACGCUGUAUGAUGAGGAGGGCGAGAAGUCCAGUCGGCCACAAAUUAUUGAAGAAUGUAAACAGUGGAGGCAACUGCAUCCACAACUCAGGAUUAUUGGAAAAGCAAUUCAACUGCCUGAAAAAAGGUUGUGCUAUAGACAAAUUGAGCAUGAUGAGGUCAUCGCUAUACACUACAGUGACUACGAACAAUUUAGCGAAAGUGAAGAACGCCUUUCACAGAGCAGUUCUGACGUGACACCACAGAACUCACCGAGAGUGUCUAUAGCUGAAGAUUUGCACGAGCCAAAAUUGUCACGAGAAAAGGUCACUUUCUAUCCUGCAUUCGAUGAAGAUGCCAAUCUACCUGAUACAUUUUGUUCCCUGCUACAAAUCACACCCAUACAAAUAAGAAGCCCAUCACAUAAAAAAAGACAGGGCACAUCUAUUUUGAGAUCUGAGCUGGCUUCUUCGAAGUGGAUGAGAAAUUCAAGGCCAGAUUCUUCUUUGAACUGUGACAGGAAUAGUGCAAAGUCAUUUGUGUCUCUUGACACAAGGAAUUACAGUAAUGCUCUCAGUGCGUCUGAACGUAACAAAUACCUUAAUGGGAGAGUUGUCACAGCAAGACACCGCGAUUUAACACGUUUAGAGCCUUUAUGCACACCUGAUGUCUCACAAAACGAAGUUGCAAGGUUACCAAAUGGUUUGGGACAGCAAUAUAGCAUAAGAAAAGUUUCGUUGCCACCUUUGCUGUUAGAGGAAGAAAGGAGAAAGGUCCAUCCUGUUAGUUCUGCCAAAAAGAUUAGCAACAAACCAAGGAAGAACAUCCCUAAAGGCAUGUACCAGUUUGACAGGGUAAGCAAACUUAAUUAAUUUUGAAAAUUAUUUUCUUGCCAUCUGUCUAUUGGUUGAUAAAUUAUGAAUUAAUGUGCCUAUUUCUGCAUCUGUUAAUCUAUAGAGCACUGAUAAAUCUUCGUAAUUUACUGUGUUGGUAGGAAAAGACACACAUUAAUUUGUAAAAAUAUGGAAAAAGUCUGUUUGCAUUAAUAAGCUACUUAUAUUGAGUGAGUCACACUAUUCAUGUGUUGUUUUUGGUAAACUUAAUCAAUGUGUCUUAUUAGAAACAUUUUGAGGUUGAUAACAUUUCCAAUAAAAUACAUAUUUUCCAUAAUGAUCUCAUUGAGUAUUAUGUAAGGAGGUAAGAAUGUAUAUUUAUUAAAUUAAUUCUUAUAUCUCGUUAUUCAUAAAAAUUAAGACAGUUCUACAAAACCAUUUUCAUAACACUGAAUUGGGUUUUAAAUGAAAUAAAAUCUGUAACUGACAAAAACUGGCAAUAAUUUUAUACCUAUCUUUUCUUCUGUAAAUCAUCUGCCUGUAUUUUUAUGAAUAAUGGGCCUAAGUAAGGGGAUGUAUAAGGGGUUUAAUAUCUAGUCCCUAUUUCUAGUCUAGUGAUUUUAAAUGUUUGAUAACGAUAUUAAUAAGUUAUGAUCGCGCGAGUUUGUUGUUUAGUUAUCAUGGUGUACAAUAUGUUUGUUUUCGUGAGCACUGGCUGGAGUAAUGUCAGAUUGAGGAAUAUAUUUUCAUUGAGAAUA